This is a messenger RNA of Anisakis simplex (herring worm), 405 nucleotides long. The record is from the annotation of a GenBank genome assembly. Lineage: Eukaryota; Metazoa; Nematoda; Chromadorea; Rhabditida; Anisakidae.
AUGUUUGUUGUAUGUGAAUGGGCCAACAGUGAACAGUUACUGGAGGAUUGCUUAAAAAUGGAACAUCUUUGUAUACUGCUGAUUCAGUUCGGUCUUGGCUAUCUUACUGGGCAGGAUGCGUCAUCGCCGAAUGUUUUUCUUGAAAAGACCGAUACGCUAUUGAAUGUGGAUGAACGAAGCGAUGAGGAUGGUGCGAGAAGUGGCGCUGACGAAUGCUUUGAUCUGAGCGAUCGUUUAGGUGGCUUAGGCAAAUGCUUCAUGGAUUUUCUGCAAUUUUUGACAUCAAGACGAUUCGAAACGAUGAAAUUGAUCAACUUCAUGCAUCCGAACCUCGGAUUUCAUUCGAUUCUAAUGCGUGGACAGUGGCGACAUCUGCAUAAGGCACGUUCACUGUUCGUCUUAUGA